Grammomys surdaster is the source of this 2100-nucleotide messenger RNA. RefSeq names its product glyoxalase domain containing 4 (gene Glod4). The record is from RefSeq and is a predicted model, not a curated record. Lineage: Eukaryota; Metazoa; Chordata; Mammalia; Rodentia; Muridae. Bases 56 to 952 code for a protein of 298 amino acids. The transcript has 9 exons.
GGUUCUGUGGGCGGGGUGGCCCUCUGUUUGGGAUUUGGUUUUCGUGGUGAGAGUCAUGGCCACUCGUCGAGCUCUGCACUUCGUUUUCAAAGUGGGGAACCGCUUCCAGACGGUGCAUUUCUUUCGCGAUGUCCUAGGGAUGCAGGUUCUACGCCAUGAGGAAUUUGAAGAAGGCUGCAAAGCUGCAUGUAAUGGGCCUUAUGAUGGGAAGUGGAGUAAAACAAUGGUGGGAUUUGGGCCUGAGGAUGAUCACUUUGUUGCAGAGUUGACAUACAAUUAUGGCAUCGGAGACUACAAGCUUGGCAACGACUUCAUGGGAAUCACGCUUGCUUCCAGCCAGGCUGUCAGCAAUGCCAGGAAGCUGGAGUGGCCACUCAGUAAAGUUGCAGAAGGGGUUUUUGAAACUGAGGCCCCAGGAGGAUAUAAGUUCUACUUACAGGAUAGAAGUCCAUCUCAGUCAGAUCCUGUAUUAAAGGUGACUCUAGCAGUGUCGGAUCUCCAGAAAUCCUUGAACUACUGGUCUAAUCUCCUGGGAAUGAAAAUUUAUGAACAAGAUGAGGAAAAGCAACGAGUGUUGCUGGGCUACGCUGAUAACCAGUGUAAACUGGAGCUACAGGGCAUCCAGGGUGCAGUUGACCAUGCAGCAGCCUUUGGGAGAAUCGCCUUUUCUUGUCCUCAGAAGGAGUUGCCAGACUUAGAAGACUUGAUGAAAAGGGAGAGCCAAUCGAUCCUGACCCCGUUGGUGAGUCUGGACACCCCAGGGAAAGCGACAGUGCAAGUGGUCAUCCUGGCUGACCCUGAUGGACAUGAAAUUUGCUUUGUUGGGGAUGAAGCUUUUCGAGAGCUCUCUAAGAUGGAUCCAAAAGGAAGCAAAUUAUUGGAUGAUGCAAUGGCAGCAGACAAAAGUGAUGAGUGGUUUGCUACGAGAAAUAAACCAAAAGCUUCCAGUUAAUGGAAUGCACAUGAACAGCACUUAUAACUCCAGUCUAGUCUGGUAUCUGUUUGGAGAAAUGCUCCCACCGCCUGGUUGUGUCCUGUGUAGGGGUCUGUGUGGUACUCACUCUUCAAAGCUCUGUUUUUAGAAAUGAAAUGUUUUUAUCACUCUUGGUAGAGGCAAAUUCCUACUGUGUGUAAUUGUAUUAAAUUUGGUAACAAAUUUAUUGUCCAGACUGAGACAACUAUAUGGAACAUUACUCUUGGUUGGGGCUGGAGGAAAAUUUGAUUAUCUGUUAAUCAUAUAGAUACUAUUGAAACCAGUGUCAAAAUGAAACCAAAUCUGCUAGGCAUGGGGGCACACACCUUUAAUCUCAGCACUUGAGAUGCAGAGACAGGAGGAUCUCUGAGUUGGAGGCCAUUCAGGACUAUAGAGACCCUGUCGCAAACAAAACAAAAGCCAAAUCUACUGCUUAGAGUGCUCAUUUCCAGGACCUUAUGGUAAGAUACUGUUCUAAUUACUGUUCUGUUAGCACAGAAGGUCUUGACAUUUAAAGAAACUUUUUUUCCUUUGGCUUUCUGAGACAGUCUCACCUGAUAGCUCUGGGUAACCUGUCACUUCACCAUGUAACUCAAGAUAGCUUUUAACAUUUUUUUCCUCUUAAGACAGAGUCUUACUCUGUAGCCCUGGCUGGUCUGGAACUCUGUCAGCUAGAUUGGCCUCAAACUCAGAGACCCACCUCCCUCUGCCUCUUGCUGGGAUCAAAUGCACCGGCUAUCAUACCUAGUGGGUUUGAACUUUUUUGCUCUUCCUGCUUCAGCCUCCAGUGCUAGGAUUAUAGAUGUGUGCCACUAUUCCAGGUGUGGUUUGAACAUGGUUGGCCCAUGGGAAGUGGCACUAUUGGAGGUGUGGCCUUAUUGGAAGAGGUGUAGCCUUGUUAGAGGAAGUGUGUCAAUGUGGAGGCGGGGCUUUGAGAUCUCUGAUAUAUGUUCAAGUCUGGACAGUGUGGCAGUCUCCUCCUGGAGACUUUUGGAUUAAGAUGUAGAACUUUUGGCUCCUUCAGCACCAAGUCCGCCUGCAUAAUGCCAUGUUUCCAACCAUAAUGAUAAUGGACUGACCUUCUGAAACUGUAAGCUAGGCUCAAUUAAAUGUUUGCCAUUUUAACA